Cynocephalus volans (Philippine flying lemur) is the source of this 1302-nucleotide messenger RNA. It is a transcript of the gene EIF5A, whose product is annotated as eukaryotic translation initiation factor 5A. The record is from RefSeq and is a predicted model, not a curated record. Lineage: Eukaryota; Metazoa; Chordata; Mammalia; Dermoptera; Cynocephalidae. The transcript is spliced from 6 exons. Gene Ontology annotation, molecular function: ribosome binding; translation elongation factor activity; RNA binding. The coding region runs from base 200 to 664 and encodes 154 amino acids. Gene Ontology annotation, biological process: translational elongation; positive regulation of translational elongation; positive regulation of translational termination.
AUAGCACGCUUGCGCGGCUGUCAUAGGGCUGCUUGGUUGGUCAGUGGGGAGUCGGCGCCUGCGUACUAAGACCCGUGUGCUGCAGCGGCGGCGGCGGUAGAGGCGGCGGCGGCGGGCUCGGGGGCAGCGGUUGGGCUCGCGGCGAGCGGACGGGGUUGAGUCAGUGCGUUCACGCGAGCUGGAAUCGAAGCCUCUUAAAAUGGCAGAUGAUUUGGACUUCGAGACAGGAGAUGCAGGGGCCUCAGCCACCUUCCCAAUGCAGUGCUCAGCAUUACGUAAGAAUGGCUUUGUGGUGCUCAAAGGCCGGCCAUGUAAGAUCGUCGAGAUGUCUACUUCGAAGACUGGCAAGCACGGCCACGCCAAGGUCCACCUGGUUGGUAUUGACAUCUUUACUGGGAAGAAAUAUGAAGAUAUCUGCCCGUCAACUCAUAAUAUGGAUGUCCCCAACAUCAAAAGGAAUGACUUCCAGCUGAUUGGCAUCCAGGAUGGAUACCUAUCAUUGCUCCAAGACAGUGGGGAGGUGCGAGAGGACCUUCGUCUGCCUGAGGGAGAUCUCGGCAAGGAGAUUGAGCAGAAAUAUGACUGUGGAGAAGAGAUCCUGAUCACGGUGCUGUCUGCCAUGACAGAGGAGGCAGCUGUUGCAAUCAAGGCCAUGGCAAAAUAACUGGCUCCCAGGGUAGCAGUGGUGGCAGCAGCAGUGAUCCUCAAGCCUGCAGAGGCCCCCUCCCCUGGCCUGGCUUGGCUCUGGCCAGGCAGGGCUGGACUCCUACACAAUUUAUUUGACGUUUUGUUUUGGUUUCCUCCACCCCCUCAAUCUGUCGGGGAGCCCUUGCCCUUCACCCAGCUCCCUUGGCCAGGAGUAAGAAAGCCAUGGCCUUGGUGAAGCUGCCCUCCUCUUCUCCCCUUGCACUACAGCCCUGGUGGGGGAGAGGGGGUGGGUGCUGCUUGUGGUUUAGUUUUUUUUUUUUUUUUUUUUUUUUUUUUAAAUUCAAUCUGGAAACUGAAAGCUGUGGAUUCUGGCAAAUGGUCCCUGUGCCCUUCCUCCACUCAUUCCUCGUCUGAUCCUGUUCCCCAUAGCCCUUUACCCCAAGCACCACCCCAUAGACUGGGGACCAGCCCCCUCCCCUGCCUAUGUCUCUCCCCAAACCCCUUUAGAUGGGGAAGAAAGAGGAGAGGGGAGGGGACCUGCCUCCUCAGGCAUCUGGGAGGGCUGUGCCCCCAUGGGCUUCAUCCUUUCCUGAGGGCUCUCCCCGACACAUUUGUUAAAAUCAAACCUGAAUAAAACUACAAGUUUAAUAUGAA